Molecule: messenger RNA, 1307 nt
Organism: Aspergillus ruber CBS 135680
Lineage: Eukaryota; Fungi; Ascomycota; Eurotiomycetes; Eurotiales; Aspergillaceae
Product: acetyl-CoA synthetase-like protein
Exons: 4
Coding region: 128-1267 (379 amino acids)
Biological process (GO): secondary metabolic process
Molecular function (GO): CoA-ligase activity
Source: RefSeq, a predicted model, not a curated record
ACGCAUCUCUUUUCUUAACAUGGUAAUUCUCAGAGUCCAAUCCUGCAUCAUGCCUGAUAAUGCCAUACAUGGCCGCCGAGUCCAAUGGCCUACCUCCCUGCUCGGAAUAAGUACUGGCACGUUUUAGAUGGUUCAGCGCAAGCCCAGACAGGCCGACAUCGUCCUGCUGAUGCUGACCUCUGGCAGCUCCAAGGCUGUCUGCCUCACCCACCACCAGAUCUUAACAGAUAUUGCUGGCAAAUACUCAAUUUAUGAACUGCCGGAAGGCCCUUCUUUCCUGGACUGGAUCCGCCUCGACCAUGUUGCUGCUAUUGUCGAAAUCCACCUCCAGGCUCUCUUUGCACGCAAGGACCAAAUCCACGUCCAAGCCCCUGAUUUCCUCGCUAACCCUCUCCAAAAUCCUCUUGCCAUACUCCGUGCUGCCCUUCAGGGUCUGGAGGCGCAGAGCAGCCCUUGCAAUUGGGACCUCAGCUGUCUGAAAUACAUCGCCUCUGGAGGUGAGGCUAACGUCGUCAAGACCUGUGAUGUUGUUUCGCAGCUCCUGUCCCAAUGCAGUGCGCCUGUCCAUGUCAUUGUUCCUGGUUUUGGUAUGACUGAGACAUGCGCUUGUUUCAUCUUCAAAACCAAGUGCCCAACAUACAACAAGGAGCGCUCUUUGGAGUUCACCUCCGUCGGUGCUUGUAUGCCCUGUAUCAAUAUGAGAAUCACCGAGGGAUCCAACAACGAGACCAUUCCGGCGUCCUUCUCCAGCGAUGGCUGGUUCAAGUCUGGAGACAAGGGUCCCAUUGAUGAGACCGGCUAUCUCACUCUGCAUGGUCGUGCCAAGGAGGCCAUUAUUAUCAAUGGUGUCAAGUACAACCCUCACGGGAUUGAAACCGCCCUGGACGAAUCGGAAAUUCCUGGUCUGACCCCUAGCUUCAACUGCUGUUUCUCCUACUUCCCCGCUGGAUGUGAGACUGAGGAGAUCUGCAUCGUCUUCUUGCCUAGUUUCGCCCCUGUAGACACCGUCACUCGUGUCGAGACUGUAGAUGCCAUUUCCAAGUCCGUCAUGAUGGCGACUGGAUCCAAGGCUCAGGUCUUCCCCUUUGACCGACAUCAGCUGCUCUUGACUGCCUACCAGAAAGGUGGGUACAAGGCUUGCAAGGAUGUCAACAACGAGACCAUCUCGCAAUACCGUGCUGUCACCCACCAGAACCCCCAGAACGAAUUGGAGCGGCAGCUUCUUGACAUCGAAAUAGUUUUCGGGCAUCCCGAGGCAGCGGAUUAAGAUGUCAAAACCCCUGUCUUCAACGUGGAAAUCACUUCCG